Macaca mulatta (Rhesus monkey) is the source of this 2840-nucleotide messenger RNA. RefSeq names its product tubulin polyglutamylase complex subunit 1 (gene TPGS1). The record is from RefSeq and is a predicted model, not a curated record. Gene Ontology annotation, molecular function: microtubule binding. NCBI's taxonomy places the organism in Eukaryota, Metazoa, Chordata, Mammalia, Primates, Cercopithecidae. Gene Ontology annotation, biological process: protein polyglutamylation.
GCUUCGGACAGCAGGAGGGCUGACUGUGGGCCCCGCCCUGAUGGCUCCAUCGCCCUCAUCCCACAGUCCAGGGCCGGAGAGCAAAGAGUCAGGAAUGCUUGUUCCCCGGUGCCGUAAAGAAAUGGCGCUUGAACAUAAAUUUAAUUUCCUCGGCAGGGCCAUUGGUUUACUUUCUGCAGAAAGGGCACACUCACCAGCAGUUCUGCCACGAGAGUACACCGAAUAAAGGAGACGGUCAUUUCUAACCUGACGCGUCCACCCUGCUUCUGUGUCCCGUUUCUGUUGGCUGGAACGGGACCUCACCUUCUGUAUUUGUUCUGAUUGGCCGGCAACUUAGAACUUUGUAAAAGAGGCAAAGGCAGAGGAGAGCAAAGGAAGGAGGAAGUAACUUGUGGAAUGCUGAGAAAGGUAAAAGCACCUUCAGAUAAGGAAGAGGAACAGGCUGUGACCUAAUGCCCGCUUGGACCAGCAUAAGCGUGCCAGGGCAAAUAUUUAGGCUACAUUGUGGCAACUGAGAAUAUAAAGUACGUUGAUUUAGUACAGCCAGCAGAUAGUCAAGAAUGUUAGCACAGAUCUUUGAAUACAUUUUGCUUCUAAGAGAAGUUACUAUUUAUUCCUAAUUAGAUGGGGAGGAAAGUAUAGUAUGAAGAGGAACCUCUACUUUACGUUGGACAAAGGGCAUUUGGUCUGCCCGCCAGAGACUCCUGUGGUCGGAGGAUGGUGGAACGCCCCCCACCCCCCGAAACAGCUCUCAUUACCCCCUGCCCAGGGCAACGGCCCUGAGGGACAGGGAGGGCACCCAGCAAGCUCUGCCGGGGGCGGGAAAAUGCGAGGGCUUAGUGGUCUCCCUGGUGAGAAGCUUAACCAGGACUCCCCGAAAGCUGUGGGAGAAGUGAGGAAAGAUAUAUAGAGGUCGCCUGGGGAAACACACGGAGAGGUGGCCUGAGCAGGAGGCUGUGCUUUGAGGUGGCCGGGGGCUGAGGAGGGUUGGGAGGGCGGCUGGAAGCGAGGUCAGCAAGGGCUGGAGGUGACAGCCUGGGGGUACUGGGGAGCCAUGGGAGAGUUUAGAGCUCUGGAGGCGGCGGUGUCAGAAGGCUCCCUCUGGCGGUCAGGAGGGUAACAGCCUGGGAUGCUCGCCCGGGUGGCCGCCACUAGGGGCUCAGCGCGGCUGCAGCGGAGCUGGGCUUGGGAGGGGGCUUCUCCCACGAGGGGAGCUGCGCACUCAGACGGAGACUGGGUCAGGCGGAAGUCCCGGCGGGGCUCGACCCCCAGCACCAAGGCUCAGAAAUGAACAUGAGAAAAGGGUCUGCGGGCCGGGCGCGGGGCUGGGUCCAGCGGUCCUAGGCAGGUCCAUUCCCGCGCAGGCUCCGUCAGGCCUCUGGUAACCGGGGAGACUGGUUGCUAGGAGACCAGGCUAAUAAAGGACUCGCUCACUACCCAAAUGACAAGCAAUCCGGCUUCGUGCCAGAAACGGAGCACUUCCGAGGCAGCCAUUUUGGAGUCUGGCAAAAUUCAGGAUCCAGGCCAAAGACAGGAAAGCCAAUCAAUAUACACAAACAGGGAGGAGAAAAGGGAAUGCCGAUAAGGACAUAGGGAAAGGGGCAGCGGGCCUUUGUCAUUUCCCAAAGUUUCCCAGCGGGAUCCCAGUGCCCUCUGCCCUUAAUCAAGAUGGCCGCCUUGGGGCUCUAGCGCACGGUGGAAUAUGGCGGUGCUUCCGGUCCCGAUGCCCUCAGCGAAGAUGGCGGCAGUGGAGAAGCGGCGGCCAGCGGUAGCACCACCGGCUGGUUUCACCGACAGCGGCCGCCAGUCGGUAUCCCGGGCGGCGGGGGCGGCCGAGAGCGAGGAGGACUUCCUGCGGCAGGUCGGCGUGACGGAGAUGCUACGGGCGGCCCUGCUGAAGGUGCUGGAGGCGCGGCCCGAGGAACCGAUCGCAUUCCUGGCCCACUACUUCGAGAACAUGGGCCUGCGCUCGCCUGUAAACGGCGGCGCCGGGGAGCCCCCGGGCCAGCUCCUGCUGCAGCAGCAGCGCCUGGGCCGCGCACUGUGGCACCUUCGCCUGGCCCACCACUCCCAGAGGGCCGCCUUCAACAACAACGUGAGCGUGGCCUACGAGUGCCUGAGCGCCGGCGGGCGCAGGAAGAGGCCAGGGCUGGACGGACGCACCUACAGCGAGCUGCUCAGGCGCAUCUGCCGGGACGGCCAGGCCCCCGAGGAGGUGGUGGCGCCGCUGCUGCGCAAGGUGCAGUGCCGUGACCACGAGGCGGUGCCGCUGAGCGUCUUCCGCGCGGGCACGCUCACCUGCUUCGUGCUGCUGGAGUUCGUGGCGCGCGCCGGCGCGCUCUUCCAGCUGCUGGAGGACCCGGUCGCCGCCGUGGCCGACCGCCGCGUGGGCCAGGCCGUGCUGGACACCCUGGAGGGCGCGCUGCAGGCCAGUGACGCCGCCGCGCCCGCGCGCUUCCUGGAGGCCGGCUCGCGCCUGGGGCCCGACAGCCUGGCGCUGGCGCUGGACCGCGCCGUCGGGGGCCGGCGGCCCAGGGCGCCCAUGACCCGCGAGGAGUUCCUGGAGAGGGCGGCCGCGCUCUUCAUCGCCAAGGUCAAGCCGGUGGGCUGAGCCCCGUGCGCCGCGCGGAUCCGGGAUCUGCACUGGGGGGGUCCCCGCGUGCCGGGCGCGCGGAGCCUUCCCCUCGCCCCGGUGAGGGCCUGCAACGAGGCGCCCAGCCCUGCGGAGGAGGCCGGGGCUCCCAGGAAGCGGACGCCCCCUCCCCAAACACCGUCGCGGCCGCCCCUCCGCCCCCGCAGGAGCCCCUGCCCCGCGCUAAUAAAAUCCGUUGCGAGGCUGA